Ochotona curzoniae (black-lipped pika) is the source of this 1817-nucleotide messenger RNA. It is a transcript of the gene ALDH7A1, whose product is annotated as aldehyde dehydrogenase 7 family member A1. Bases 29 to 1648 code for a protein of 539 amino acids. Gene Ontology annotation, molecular function: aldehyde dehydrogenase (NAD+) activity. The record is from RefSeq and is a predicted model, not a curated record. The transcript is spliced from 18 exons. Lineage: Eukaryota; Metazoa; Chordata; Mammalia; Lagomorpha; Ochotonidae.
AGGCGCUCGGCGUACCCUAGGACUCAGGAUGUGGCGUCUGUGCCGCGCCCUAGGCGUGCACGCUGCAAGAACCUGCAAACUCCUAAGACCCUUGAACAGGCCCGCUGCCUUCAUGUCCACUCUGCUGAUCCAUCAGCCCCAGUAUGCCUGGCUCAAAGAAUUGGGGCUCCGCAAGGAAAACGAGGGCGUGUAUAAUGGAAGCUGGGGCGGCCGGGGAGAGGUUAUAACGACCUAUUGUCCAGCCAACAACGAGCCAAUCGCACGAGUCCGACAGGCCAGUGUCGCUGAUUAUGAAGAAACUGUGAAGAAGGCCAGAGAAGCCUGGAACGUCUGGGCGGAUAUUCCUGCUCCAAAGCGAGGAGAAAUAGUGAGACAGAUUGGUGAUGCCCUGCGGGAAAAGAUUAAAGUCCUGGGACGCUUGGUGUCCCUGGAGAUGGGGAAGAUCCUGGUGGAAGGCGUAGGAGAGGUUCAGGAGUAUGUGGACAUCUGUGACUAUGCCGUGGGCUUAUCACGCAUGAUCGGGGGACCCGUGCUACCCUCGGAAAGGCCCGGCCAUGCGCUCAUCGAGCAGUGGAAUCCCGUAGGCCUGGUUGGAAUCAUCACUGCAUUCAAUUUCCCUGUGGCAGUGUACGGCUGGAACAACGCCAUUGCCAUGAUCUGUGGGAAUGUCUGCCUUUGGAAGGGAGCCCCAACAACCUCCCUCAUUAGUGUGGCUGUCACAAAGAUAAUCGCGAAGGUUCUGGAAGACAACAAACUGCCUGGUGCCAUUUGCUCCCUCACAUGCGGUGGUGCGGAUAUCGGCACAGCAAUGGCCAGAGAUGAGCGGGUGAACCUACUGUCCUUUACUGGGAGCACACAGGUGGGGAAGCAGGUGGCCCUGAUGGUACAGGAACGAUUUGGGAGAAGUUUGUUGGAACUUGGAGGGAACAAUGCCAUUAUUGCUUUUGAAGAUGCAGACCUCAGCUUGGUUGUCCCUUCAGCCCUCUUUGCUGCCGUGGGGACAGCUGGCCAGAGGUGUACCACGGCAAGGCGACUGUUUUUGCAUGAAAACAUCCAUGAUGAAGUCGUAAACAGACUUACCAAGGCCUAUGCGCAGAUCCGAGUCGGGAAUCCAUGGGACCCUGACAUUCUGUAUGGGCCCCUCCACACCAAACAAGCAGUGAGCAUGUUUCUUGCAGCGGUGGAAGAAGCAAAGAAAGAAGGAGGCACCGUGGUCUAUGGAGGCAAGGUUAUGGAUCGUCCUGGCAACUAUGUAGAGCCCACGAUCAUCACAGGCCUGGCCCAUGAUGCAGCUAUUGCUCACACAGAAACUUUUGCUCCAAUUCUGUACGUUUUUAAAUUCAAGGAUGAAGAAGAGGUCUUUGCCUGGAAUAAUGAAGUCAAACAGGGUCUUUCCAGUAGCAUCUUUACCAAGGAUUUAGGCAGGAUCUUCCAUUGGCUUGGACCUCGAGGUUCAGACUGUGGCAUCGUAAACGUGAAUAUCCCGACGAGUGGGGCCGAGAUCGGAGGCGCAUUUGGAGGAGAAAAGCACACCGGCGGUGGCAGGGAAUCCGGCAGUGACGCCUGGAAACAGUACAUGAGAAGAUCCACUUGCACCAUCAACUACAGCAAGGACCUUCCUCUGGCCCAAGGAAUCAAGUUUCAGUGAAGGCGUUAGAGGCCGACCUCACUGUCCUCGCAGGAAUUCCCAUAGCUGAGUCUGAAGAAGAUGAACACUCCAGCUGAACGUGCCUUGCAACCUGACAGUGACUAAUCCCCCUGUGACCUCAAAGCCCUGACUCAUUUUUUUUAAGUCAGAAUAAAUUUUUCACAACUUA